CUACCACCUUUCACUACUGUAUACUUCGGAAAUAUACUUCCAAGAGAACCAAUUGACCAGAUCAAUAUCAAAAUGAACUCUUAUUACUCAAAUAACCUCCCUCCUGCACCACCGAAUUACUACAACCCUCCUCCGCCGAACUACGGUCCUCCACCUUAUAACCACAACUACAACUAUCCACCUUCAGGACCACCAGGACCACCAGGACCACCACAGAACUACUAUCCUCCUCAAAACUACUACAGCACUGACAACAAUGGCCACUUCCCACACACUCCAUCACCGCCACCAUUUCACCCACAUCAUCACUUUGAUCCUCACUCCCACCAGCAAUCCCAAACAGCAACAACAACACCCCCCUCAACCCUAACCAUAACCCCCUCCAAAGAGAACUCCUCCCUCUUCCACCUCACCCCAUUCUCCACCUCAACCCCCAGCCAACCACCCCAAUACAGCGCCCUAAUCAACAAAUACAGCAAACCCCACGUCCAGAUCUCCCAAGGCCCAAACACCCCCUCGACCUCCCCCCCACUGGGCACCGCCAUAAUGCACUCCUUCUCCUCCACAACAGACUGCGUCCUCCCCUCCCCAACCUCCCCCAACACACCCUGCCCCUUCGGCGUGAAAGAAUCCUCCCUGUCCGGAAACUUCACCGUCACGCACCCCGUCCUGGGGAGCUAUAAAUGGAAAGCGAACCAGUUGACCGGGACCACGCUCGAGCUGGUCAGACUGGAUGGGGAUGGACACGGGCAGAAGUUGGCGAAGAUCCACGUGUUUGGGUUUGGGGCUUCUGGGUCCUCUUCUAAGGGGAAGGCGAAGGGGAGGAGGUUGGAGAUCUAUGUGCCGAUGAGCAGGCCGGUGAUGGAUUUGGUGGUGCUGUCGGGGUUGGUGGCCAUGGUCGGGACGAGGGGGAUGAUGGAGGCUGCCGGGGAGGUCGCGGGGGCGCUGGCGGGUGUUUAG
Molecule: messenger RNA, 960 nt
Organism: Aspergillus steynii IBT 23096
Lineage: Eukaryota; Fungi; Ascomycota; Eurotiomycetes; Eurotiales; Aspergillaceae
Exons: 1
Coding region: 73-960 (295 amino acids)
Source: RefSeq, a predicted model, not a curated record